Molecule: messenger RNA, 568 nt
Organism: Microtus ochrogaster (prairie vole)
Lineage: Eukaryota; Metazoa; Chordata; Mammalia; Rodentia; Cricetidae
Product: acrosomal protein SP-10-like
Source: RefSeq, a predicted model, not a curated record
UCUGCGAGUGAUCUCUGACCACACGCUGUCUGGUACUAACAUAGCCUGCUGCAAGAGGCUGCUCAGGAGAAAUGGAAAAUCUACUGAAGCUGUGUCUCUUUCUUCUCUGCUUUGAAACUGCUCUCACUCUACAGUGUGUACUGUGUAAGUCUUACAAAAACAGGAAAUGUGUUGAUGGGAAUCAGACAUGCACUGCACAACCUAAUGAAGUCUGUAUUAUCCGCAGAACCUGGUAUGCAUCUGAUUAUGAGAAUUUGCAAAGUGCAGAGUCUGGGUGCAAUGAAUCGUGUGAACUAGAUGAAGAGUUUUCUGAUGGUCUAACAAUACACACGCAGUGCUGCAAUGAUGAAGAUUUCUGUAAUGACAUCAAUUCACCAAUUAUGAUGAGUUGAGGUGUGAAGAUGCAUGUCAAUUUUUCAAAAAUCCUCAUAUCAAAAUAUGUACGCUGUGAGCUCAUUUCUCUAAGAUCUCCUUUAAUAAAUGAAUGUUUUUAUAAAAAUAAAAACUAAGUGAAAUAUGCAAUUUAUGUUAUUAAUUAUUUAGACAGUCUAUGUCAAUAAAUCUUGCU